Exophiala viscosa is the source of this 1379-nucleotide messenger RNA. RefSeq lists its product as uncharacterized. The record is from RefSeq and is a predicted model, not a curated record. Lineage: Eukaryota; Fungi; Ascomycota; Eurotiomycetes; Chaetothyriales; Herpotrichiellaceae. The coding region runs from base 97 to 1158 and encodes 353 amino acids. The transcript has a single exon.
ACAUCUCAGAAGAUCGAGAGCUACUUCACACCACGGACAGCCUCUCAAUUUCCGGCGCCCCAAGCUACAUGAAAACACCCAAGACAUAACUUCAACAUGUCGUUUGGCGGAUUGAAAACUCUGCUCGACCAGAAGCACAACCCUCCAGCUCCGGCGACGGAAUCCUUCGCUGGAAGGGUGGUGCUUGUAACAGGCGCUACAGGUGGUUUGGGGAUGGAGGCGGCGAAGAAGAUAGCAUUGCUUGGUCCAGACAUGCUCAUCAUCACGGCACGGAAUGACGCCAAGGGUCAAACGGCGAAGCGAGCAAUCGAAGCAUCUGUCAAGUCCGCACCCAACAGAGACACCAGCAAGCGCACCGAGAUCGUCCCGAUAGUCCUCGACAUGAGCUCAUUUGCAGGAGUACAACGGUUUGUCGACACAUUGCAAGCUCAAUUCUCAAGCAUCGAUGCCGCCCUUCUCAAUGCAGGGACAUUGCCAUCCAAGUACGUGCAGAGCCAGGAUGGAUGGGAGGAAGCACUUCAAGUCAACGCCUUCAGCAGUUUCCUUCUGGGCGUCCUAUUGCUACCACUCCUUAAAGCAGCAGCAGACGCUGGCACAUCUUACAAACCGCACCUGACCUUCGUCUCUUCCGGCACGGCAUGGCUCAUCAAACCGGAAAAGCUAGGGCAGCUCAUCAACAGCGAAACGCCCCUGGAGGACCUGAACGGUCCGAAGAACUUUCCCUCGACGCUCGCUGGUGCACAAGCCCAGUACGCAAGGUCGAAACUGGUGCUCGAGUACGCCGUUCGGCAUCUGGUAACCACACCAGCGCUGAAAGAUGACAAGGGGAAUGUCAAGGUCGUUGUCAACACAACGUGCCCUGGGAUGUGCAAAAGUGACUUGGGACGCCAGGUGACGACCAAUGUAUUCGUCAAGUUGUUGAGCUGGAUUCUCUACGCCUUUUUCGCUCGUUCUGCCUCAGAUGGGGUCAACGCGUUCACUAUGGCACUUACACUGGGAGACAACAGCCAUGGGGAGAUGUGGAAGAACGAUCGAAUAUUCGAGACUGGGCCCAUGAACACUACCGAGGAAGUACGGAAAUUUGGUGACAGGAUCUGGAAUGAAUUUCGACAGGUCAUUCUCAAAGCGGAUGCCAAAACGAAGCCUUUCUUGAGCUGAAUAUCUUAAACCCAUGUCGAAGCAUGCGAUGUGAGUACUGCUUUGUGAUUGUAGCAACAGAAACUCGCAUAUUAGGGGUCAAGUUUCUGCGUUAUAUAGAGCUGUAGUGCUCACCAAGGGGACGCCUGAACCCGAAUAUCAACAUGCACAUUCGAUCAAGUAUGCAAUCCGUCCACCCGCAGUAUAUGUGGAUGACAGAGAGACAGAGAAUUGGCCCAGUC